CGAGGGGGAGCAGAGGAGCUUCAUGGUGGUUUAUGUGGAUGACAUCCUCAUUUUCUCACCCUCCUCUGACCUUGUGAAGGAGGUGAUGCUGAAGCUUCAAGACAAGUUCAAGUGCAAGACCCUUGGUGACGUCAACUACUACCUUGGGCUUCACAUUGAGCGAGAUGUGGAGAAGCGGUGGAUGCGAGUGCAUCAAAAGAAGUACUUGGAGGCUUUGGCUGCAAACUUUGGGAAGAGUGAAGGUCAUGUGGCUACUCCUCUACCCUCGGGGUUCAAGUGUGUGAAAGGACCAGCGGAGGAAAGUGUUGGUGAAGAGGAGAGGCGGCGUUUUCACUCCUUGGUGGGCAGCCUCAUGCUCUUUCUCACCGCCUUCUCUGAUGCAUCUUGGGCAUCAGAACCAGAGGACAUGACAAGUGUGGGAGGCUUCAUCUGCUGUGUUGGUGGAGGCCCAACAGCUUGGGAGAGCAAGAAACAAGUGGACCAAGCAUUGAGCUCGGUGGAGUCCGAGUACAUGGCACUCUUCCGUGCCAUAAGAGAGGUUGUGUGGCAGCGGCGUUUGCUAGCUGAAUUGGGGGAGGAGCAGCAAGGACCUACCCCACUCUACUGUGAUAGCCAGGGUGCUAUUGCAUUGGCUAAGAACCCCGUUCUUCAUGGCCUUACCAAGCACAUGAAGGUGAAGUGGCAUUGGGUGAGGAGCAUGGUAACCGCGGGUGAAGUGGAGUUGCACUACGUGAAGACGACGGCGCAGCCUGCUGAUAUGAUGACCAAGAGGCUGGUUGAGCAGCAGCAUUGGAAGUGUUGCAAGCUUGAUGGGAUGGCUCUGAACUAAGGGGAGCAGAUUCUAAGGCCAACAAUCCAAGGGGGAGUUUGUUGGUGCAACCUUAUGGCUUGCACUCGGCUUGUCGUCCUUGUUUGUGUGUGUGCAUGCAUGGCAUGGAAUGAAUUGUGAGUCUAUGUCAUUGCUAUCCAGUGCUUUUGUGUGUGUUUGAAUGGUGUAUCACAAUGUGGUUUGUGUCGGUCAAGACAUU
Closterium sp. NIES-67 is the source of this 1028-nucleotide messenger RNA. The record is from the annotation of a GenBank genome assembly. NCBI's taxonomy places the organism in Eukaryota, Viridiplantae, Streptophyta, Zygnematophyceae, Desmidiales, Closteriaceae.